GGCUACAAAAGGAAUUAUGGAAGAUAAUAAGAGCCAGGGACUCUCUCGUGCUGAGACUGAUGUAGAUGCACUGCUGAAGUGCAUUAAGCAGCAACUAAACAACAGUCUUCCUGUAAAGAAUGCUUUGCUCUCUAUUGUUUCGAUGUGUCAGGAAAACAGCAAUGCAAGUGUUUAUUUUCAUGAUAUUGGUGUUUUGAAGAUGGUACGUGACCUUGCAAGGUUAGAGGUGCCCAGCAAAUUUAAAGAAGUCACCCUGUAUACAUUAGGAACUCUGGCCAAUUCUAAUGUCGUCUGUCAGCAAAGUCUCUGUACUCCCGAAUUGUUUAAUGAAAUGCUGACGCUCAUAGUUGACAAGCAGUCCAGCAUGGAUUUGCAAACAGUCUCUAUCACCGUUCUGUUGGGCCUGGUUACAAAGAACAGUACUGGACAAAUGCUUUUGAGAGAAACAGGCUGUAUUGCUGUUAUGCAAAAGUUAUUCAGGGAAAAUUUCACAAAAUCUGAAAUUGAUUCCUCGAAUGAAAGCUUUAAGGAAAAAUAUCCCCUGUGGUAUGCAGUGUGCAAUACUCUGAGUGCAGCUGUCAACAAUCCUAAAAAUGAGGAAAAUCAGAAAAUUUGCUGUUCCAUUUUGCCGCAUGUACAGACCUUGUUCGAGGCACGUAUGAAGCCUGAGAUCAUUCAUCCUAUUUGCCUGUUUAUUGGACACCUAGUGCAUGGAAACCCGUCGGUUCAGGAAUUCUUCAUAUCUAUUGAUGGAUUGGAUGUUUUGACUAAAGUUCUUACCAAGUUGGUCGGAGAUUCACGUCGGCAUCUUUCUAGUGCUAAGAUGGCCAUAGCGGUGACAAGUGCCAUGGGUAACUGCAUUGCCCAAAAUCCUCCUGGUAGUACAGUUCUUGCGAAGCAUCAUGUUGUGCCCAAACUUUUGAAUUUGUUGUUUCUGGAGAAUCUAGAUUCUCAAGAGAAAGCCAGUGUUCUGGUUACCCUUGGACAUUGUGUACAGACAUGUGAUCAAAAUCUGUAUCUCCUGUUCCAAAACUAUGGCAUCCAACGUAUUCAAGACUCCUUCUCUGAAUCUCAUAGUGAAAUUGUAAGCACCAUUACUUCUUGUGUCCAGAUCAGGCGUAAUAUGUGGGAACAACCUGAAAAUCGCUAAAGAAGAUGCAGAAGAAAAAGUAGUCUCCAUUUUGACUCGAGAAAAAAACCUGGAAAACCGUGGGAAUUGAACUUCAUGGUCUUACCGAGGAAGACUACAGUACACCUGGCCUAUAAAUACUACAAGCUAGAUAAAUUGAAUGAUAUAUAAAUCCUGAAAGAGGUUUUGUGUCUGUGUGUGUCUGUGUGUAGAAAGUUUUAAAAAAGAUAACCGUUCUUCGUUUUAAGUUGUGUUCUGCUGAUCCCGGUUAGUUUCACUGUGAUAUUCAAAUAGGGGGCAGUGAUAUUGUUUCCUAAAGGAGUCUGUGGUAGAAUGAGUUCUGGAGACCUUUGUUUCCCUUGUUGAAGAAGCAGGCCAAAAAGGAAGAAACACACAGGUGUUGACUGCUUUUAACUGUUGGUUUUAGAAUUUGCCUUUUGUUUUUUCUAAACUAAAGGAUAAAGAAGGGUGGGGUCAUUAAAUGUUUCAAUACAUUUUUUGAUGCUUUAUUUGAAUUUGCUUGUUAAAAAAUGUUCCUAGUGAAUGAAAUCAUUUGUGGAGUGUUAAAAAUAUCCUUUUUCCCAAGUCAGUAAGAGCAUAACUUACUACCAGGGAGUGAGUUAUGUACCGGGGAGAACGUAGCCCUUUGUUCCCUCGCAGUUGUGUCAUCUCUAGCCUGAUACACGGAAGAGAAUGUAAGACACCUUUGAUCAAUAAGUGAAAUUUUGUUGGUAAC
Messenger RNA from Tachyglossus aculeatus (Australian echidna), 1865 nucleotides. RefSeq names its product telomere repeats-binding bouquet formation protein 1-like. Gene Ontology annotation, biological process: homologous chromosome pairing at meiosis; meiotic attachment of telomere to nuclear envelope. The transcript is spliced from 11 exons. The record is from RefSeq and is a predicted model, not a curated record. NCBI's taxonomy places the organism in Eukaryota, Metazoa, Chordata, Mammalia, Monotremata, Tachyglossidae. The coding region runs from base 17 to 1150 and encodes 377 amino acids.